AUGGCCGACACUCCGUGGGGCUCAACCGCCACCCCGAGCCCCCGCCCAGCUUCCACCAAGUCCGCACAGUCUACCCGCUCCUCCCGCGAACCCCGUCCCGAAGACCAUGACGACGACCUGGAGUUCACCGAGGACACGCCUCUCCUGGCCGGCGAGGACAACAACAACGUCGACGACGACGAUGACACCGAGUCUCGCUCCCAGGCCGCUUUUUCGCUGUUGAGCUGUCUCCGCCGCAGCUCCACCACGUCAUCUGAUGCUGCCAAGAAAGGCCACCGCUGGCCCAGCCUGGUGGCGCUGUUGAUAUUAUGUAUCGCCGUCGUUACUAUCAUGGUCCUGGGCUUCUUCGCCCCUGCCGCAGUCGAAGAAUACGCGAACGAGGCCGUCGAUGUCAAGCCCACUGGUCUGAGCUUCGAGUCGGUUAAGUCGGAUGGCGUCUCGGUCAGGGUCCAGGCGGAUUUUACCAUGGAUGCUUCGCGGGUACACAAGAAGUCGGUCCGUGACUUCGGACGCUUUAGCACCUGGAUUGCAAGGGAAAUCGAGAGUGGAGAGACUCUCGUCGAGGUCGUGCUGCCCGAUUACAGUGACAAGGUCGUUGGCAGUGCCGUCAUUCCGCCUGUCAAGGUCAGCCUUCGGAAUGGUCACACCACUCACAUCGACUUCAUUGCCGAUCUCCACCCCGGCUCGUUUUCGAGUAUCAGAGAUGUUGCAAACGACUGGAUGAGGGGUCGCCUGGGGAAGCUCAAGGUCAAGGGCAAGGCAAACGUGCCUCUCAAAUCAGGCAUCUUCCCGCUAGGUACCCAGGUCAUUGAGGAGAUCAUGGAGUUUGAAGGCCAUUCGCUCCCUGCUGUUCCCGCUUAUAGGAUAGCCAAGCUCAACGUCCAUGAGGUGGGCCUGCCUCAUGGUCACAGGGGUCUCGAAGCAAACACUAGCAUUGUAGUCAAUAACGAUUAUCCCCUCAGACUCACCGUCCCUCCUCUUGGCUUUGGCAUCUUGGUUGGAGGCUGCUUGCCCUCAGACCCUUAUAUCAUGGUCGCCGAUGCAAGGACCCAGGAGCUUCAUAUCGAACCUUUCGAGGACAUCGAGAUCGACGCGGCCGGCUGGAUCAGGAGGCUGCCUGAUGCUCUGAUGGCGGCAUGCCCUGAUUCCAAGCAAACGCCAUUAGACAUUCUGCUCGGCGACUUCAUCCACGGGCGUGAUGCCCGCGUCUACGUCCGUGGAUCCGACUCCCCCUCGGUCGAUACGCCAAAAUGGUUGACUGAUCUCAUGUCCGACAUCACUGUCCCCGUGCCGUUCCCUGGCCGCCUGCCCGACAAUCUGCUGAAGAACUUUUCCCUGACUGAUGUCCAAUUCCACCUUCCUGGCUUCUUUGCCGAACCCGACACUCCCGAAGCCCAGCCAAGGAUCGACGCCAAGAUCAAAGCUCUCGUCGGACUCCCUGAUGAAAUCAAUUUCCCCGUCAAUGUCGACAAAGUGCGCGCUGAUGCAGACAUCUUCUACGAGGGGAAGAAGCUCGGUAACCUUGACCUCAGCAAAUGGCAACCUGCCAACUCCACCCGCAUCGAUUCCAAAGACAAGGACAAAGCAGGCCUUUUGGUCGAGGCCGCCGUCAGAGAUGCACCUGUGAAUAUCACCGACCAAGCCGUGUUCUCUGAAGUUGUUCAAGCGUUGUUGUUUGGUAGCAAGAGUCUGAGUCUAAGCGUUAAGGCGGAGGUAGACGUCGAAAUGGCCACGUCCUUGGGCACUCUCAAAGUGCGCAAGAUACCUGCCGAGGGCGUCGUACCAGUUAAACCAAUCGGAUCCGGUGACGGAUCUGGCAGCGGAACAGGCGAAAUGUUCAAGCGCGUUGCGCCCAAGUUCGGAAACUUGAAGAUCUUGGACACGGGUGCCAGCUCGAUCAAGUUUCAGGCUGAGGUCAACUUCACGAAUCCAACAAACUACUCGGCUACCGUACCGUACGCGAAUAUCAACAUCCUCACGAACGGCACCGCCUUGGGCCAGGUCACGGCGGAAAACUUGACCGUCGUCCCGGGAAACAACACGGGGGUCUUGGUGGAGGCAGUGUGGGACCCGUUGAAGAUGAGUGGAGAAAAGGGGAGGAUCGUGGGCAGGGAUCUUCUCUCGCAGUAUCUUUCCGGAUUCAACACCUCGUUGACGUUGAAGACGCACAAGAACACCAUCCCGUCGCAGCCGGCGCUCGGUGAAAUGCUUUCAAAGCUGGAACUUAGCCUACCGACGCCAAAUUUGAGGCACGGUGAUGACGGCGAGGAUGGUGAUAAACCAAGAUUCAUCAAGGAAGCUACGAUGCACAUCCUCUCGUCCACCGCCAUCUUCACUCUCUCUUCCCCGCUCCGCGAGUCCACCAUCUAUAUAACCCACCUCAACGCCACCGCCCGCUACCACGGUGAGCCCGCCGGACACAUCCUGUAUGAACUUCCUUUCGCCGUACCGCCGGGACUUUCCCAAACGCCCCGUCUCCCAGUCGACUGGUCGCUUGGCAGCGUCGGUUACGACGCCAUCAAGAAGGCCCUUGGCGGCGAGCUAAAGCUGAACGCCAGUGCAACCGUUGGAAUCAAGCUGGGUAGGUGGGAGGAAAGAAUUUGGUUUGUUGGCGGUGGAAUCGGCGCGCACGUGAGACUGUGA
Molecule: messenger RNA, 2643 nt
Organism: Lasiodiplodia theobromae
Lineage: Eukaryota; Fungi; Ascomycota; Dothideomycetes; Botryosphaeriales; Botryosphaeriaceae
Product: Pre-rrna processing protein
Exons: 5
Coding region: 1-2643 (880 amino acids)
Cellular component (GO): fungal-type vacuole membrane
Source: RefSeq, a predicted model, not a curated record